Molecule: messenger RNA, 1059 nt
Organism: Colletotrichum siamense
Lineage: Eukaryota; Fungi; Ascomycota; Sordariomycetes; Glomerellales; Glomerellaceae
Gene: BUB3.2
Product: Mitotic checkpoint protein BUB3.2
Exons: 4
Coding region: 1-1059 (352 amino acids)
Biological process (GO): mitotic spindle assembly checkpoint signaling
Cellular component (GO): bub1-bub3 complex; mitotic checkpoint complex; kinetochore
Molecular function (GO): ubiquitin binding
Source: RefSeq, a predicted model, not a curated record
AUGGCACCUGCAUCCCAAUUCGAGCUGGCGCAGCCGCCCAGCGAUGCCAUCUCCGCGCUCGCGUAUGCGCCCGACUCACCUACCAGGCUACUCGUCUCGUGCUGGGACAAAAAAAUCUACCUCUACGACACACACAGCGGCAGCGAAGAUGCGCAGGGCACUCUGAUUACGACCGUCGAGUUCCGCGCCCCCGUCCUUGACGUAUGCUUCGGCGCGACAGACAACGAGGCCUACACGGCGUGCUUGGACCACUGUGUUUACCGGGUCGAUCUGGAGUCGGGAGAGAAGUCCGUAGUCUCCCAACAUACCGCGCCCGCGCGAUGCGUCGCGUACAGCCAGGAGCACUCCCUGCUCAUCUCCGCGUCCUGGGACCAGACCCUGCAAAUCCACAACGCAAAGUCCCCCUCCGACCCGAACAUUACUGUCCACUUGCCGGGCAAGCCUCACGCCCUGGCCGUCAGCCCGUCCAAGGUUGUCGUCGCCAUGACGGCCCGUCUGGUUAACAUCUACGACAUCAGCGCCGUGCCCGCCCUUUUUUCGCAGCCCGGACCCCACGAGAUCAAGCCCUGGCAGCAGCGCGAGUCUUCCCUCAAGUUCCUGACCCGCGCCGUCUCCUGCAUGCCCAACGACGCCGGCUACGCCACCAGCAGCAUCGAGGGGCGUGUCGCCGUUGAGUGGUUCGAGGACUCAGCCGAGUCGCAGGCGCGCAAGUACGCCUUCAAGUGCCAUCGCCAAGCUGCGCCCGCCGAGGGCGAGGGCGACAUUGUCUACCCGGUCAACGCCAUGAUCUUCCACCCGGUGUAUGGCACCUUUGCCUCUGGUGGUGGCGACGGCACCGUUGCGCUUUGGGACGCCGAGGCCAAGCGCAGGAUGAAGCAGUACCAAAAGUUCCCCGACAGCGUUGCUGCGCUUGCGUUCUCCAAGGACGGCAAGUAUCUCGCCAUCGGCGUCUGUCCCGGCUUCGAGACAGGCAUGGAGGACUACAGCGCCGAGGGUAAGGCCAGCGUUUUCGUCCGCGAGCUUGGUGACGCGGAGGCCAAGCCCAAGGGCGCGAAAUGA